GUGAAGACUGAGAUUACGCAAUCGUGGAGGAGGAAGAAUCCUGUCGGUGAAUUUGGUAAAGCGAAAAAAAAUUCUUCUGGUUUAUAAAGUCCACGUGGGAUUACAGGAUUCCAGGGGUGACCAAAUUAUCACUGCUACUACUCCUAUAUAUGGUAUCGUUCUAUGUUACUCUAUUUGUGUCAAGCAAUCUUCUUUUGAAGAAAUAUUUCUGCUCAAAAGCUCAAACCAUUCACAUUGAAGUUAACAAACAGUAACAAAUACAGAGAGAAAAAGGGACAAAGAAGAGACAGAUGGAGGAGAACAAAGGAGCAGUUAAGUCAAGGUUCCAAAGGGUUUGUGUUUUCUGUGGAAGCAGUACUGGCAAGAGAAAUUGUUAUCGUGAUGCUGCCCUUGAGCUUGGCCAAGAACUGGUCUCUAGGAAGUUGGAUCUUGUUUAUGGAGGAGGAAGUGUUGGCUUGAUGGGUUUGAUUUCUCAAGAGGUCCAUCGUGGUGGUGGGCGUGUUUUAGGAAUCAUCCCGAAAACUCUGAUGAGCAAGGAGAUAACUGGAGAAACAGUGGGAGAGGUGAAGCCAGUAGCUGACAUGCACCAAAGAAAAGCCGAGAUGGCCCGCCAUUCUGACUGUUUUAUUGCCUUACCAGGUGGAUAUGGAACUCUUGAAGAGUUAUUAGAAGUCAUCACAUGGGCCCAGCUUGGAAUCCACGACAAACCUGUGGGUUUGAUUAAUGUAGAUGGUUACUACAACUCUCUUUUAACCUUCAUCGACAAAGCUGUUGAUGAUGGCUUCAUUAGUCCUUCUCAGAGAAGCAUAAUCGUCUCUGCUCCAAAUGCGAAAGAGCUUGUCCAAAAGCUUGAAGAUUACAUACCUAUGCACGAUGGAGUUGUUGCCAAGGCCAAGUGGGAGGCUGAGCAAGUAGAGCUCAAUACAUCUUUGAAGACAGAGAUUGCUCGUUAAUUAAUUGGGACGAGAACAAAAUUCAGCUCUCUCUCUCUGUGCGUUUGUUUAUUAUAUAUCUCUAGGCUUUUGGAUAGUAUUCUUGAAGGAAUCUAACUAAGGUUUCUCCUUUUCAAUUUUGUAAAUAUUGAUGUAGAAAGGAAGGGGGAAUUCAAUUGAAAGAAGAAGGUUGUUAUUAA
Messenger RNA from Pistacia vera, 1132 nucleotides. RefSeq names its product cytokinin riboside 5'-monophosphate phosphoribohydrolase LOG5-like. Gene Ontology annotation, molecular function: hydrolase activity, hydrolyzing N-glycosyl compounds. Gene Ontology annotation, biological process: cytokinin biosynthetic process. Gene Ontology annotation, cellular component: cytosol; nucleus. The record is from RefSeq and is a predicted model, not a curated record. The transcript has 7 exons. Bases 291 to 953 code for a protein of 220 amino acids. NCBI's taxonomy places the organism in Eukaryota, Viridiplantae, Streptophyta, Magnoliopsida, Sapindales, Anacardiaceae.